CGACUUAUGUAAAAGCCCCGUGCGACGGGUGUAGACCGCGGGUGCGCAAAGACGGUAUAAAGAUCGCAGUGCCCCCGCGACUAUCCAAGAGUCUCUCGCGGACCUCACUCCUGCUUGGGCCUCAGUCUGCCUGUCGAUUCUCGUUCGGCGCGGCCGCUUUUUUUGCACGGUUUCGCGUUGGCUCUGCUGCUCGGCAAGUGUGGCGUGUUUGUGCUCACCCGGCGAACGCCCGUGUACUCGUUUUAUCCGUCAGCUGACGAAACGCACCUUUGGGUCCCAAUCGCCACCCAAUCGCCAGUGAUCCUGCACCUGAAGCUUUCGCCAUGCGUAUCCUGCUGCUGAGUUGCCUGCUGGCGACAGCCUAUUGCCAGGACGAGCUGUACUUCAGGCAGCCGGAGAAGAUCGUGAAGGCCCAGAACGAGGUGGGCGACAGGCUGGGCAACUACGCGUUCGCGUACGAGACCGAGGGCGGCAUCCUGCAGCGCGAGACUGGCCAGCGCAAGUACGAGGGCACCGAGGACGAGACCCAGCUGAUCCAGGGCUCGGUGCAGUACAACGCGCCCGACGGCACCCCCGUGGCCAUCAGCUGGACCGCCGAUGAGUUUGGGGCGCGCGUUUCCGGCACCCACUUGCCCACUCCGCCGCCCAUUCCCCCGGAGAUCCAGAGAGCCCUUGACUGGCUCGCCAAGCAGCCCACCACCGAGGAGCCCGACUACGAUGCGCCCACCAGCUUCAAACCCCUCCAGCCCAAGCCCAUCCUCAUCAAGAAGCAGCAGUUCAACAAGCCUCUCCCACUCAAGAGACAACAGUCUUUCUAGUUUCUUUGUCUUGCUCCGAUCUUCCUCCAUUUGCAGCUCCUGCAAGUUCCUUCUCUGUAUAGAUUCCGGGGGCUCACUUGCACCUCCCGACUCUCCUACUCCCGCUGAUGCUGAUGGCUUUUCUGUUAUGUAUUUUUUUCACACUCCUGGAUGUCAAUCAGUUGCAGAUUAUCUCGCACUUGUACUCAUCAUUUUAUACCUAUUUCAGACACGUAGUUGCUUGUCAAAUAUUUGCACUUGCCAAUACAAGGACACUCGUGUAUUUUUUCUUUAUCGGAAACAAACAAAAAAACAAUUUCACAUGCGACACCGCCAUCAAUAAUCUUUAGGUUAGUUCAACAAAUAUAUUAUUGUUUUAUAAUUCCCUCAUUAAGAGGAUUGUUAUAUUAAAAUGUGCUAUAGUUGCAAUAAAAUUUACUA
Molecule: messenger RNA, 1238 nt
Organism: Phymastichus coffea
Lineage: Eukaryota; Metazoa; Arthropoda; Insecta; Hymenoptera; Eulophidae
Gene: CPR17
Product: endocuticle structural glycoprotein SgAbd-4-like
Exons: 2
Coding region: 324-818 (164 amino acids)
Cellular component (GO): chitin-based extracellular matrix
Molecular function (GO): structural constituent of chitin-based larval cuticle
Source: RefSeq, a predicted model, not a curated record